Messenger RNA from Planococcus citri (citrus mealybug), 2070 nucleotides. RefSeq lists its product as uncharacterized. Lineage: Eukaryota; Metazoa; Arthropoda; Insecta; Hemiptera; Pseudococcidae. The coding region runs from base 67 to 603 and encodes 178 amino acids. The transcript is spliced from 4 exons. The record is from RefSeq and is a predicted model, not a curated record.
AGAUAGCAUGCCAUCAGUAGCGAAAUAUCAGUGUCGAAGUGAAGAGCUUUCGGUUAACAGUGAGAAAUGGAAAUGUUGACAGUUUUUUCGUUAAUAGCUGUUGCACUAACUAUAAGUUCGAGUUAUGCUCCCGGUGUCGACGCUUGCGGUGGUUACAAGCUGUACGUGGAUUAUUUCCGCAACUGCGGCAAGAACGAUAUAAUUCAAUUAUCCGAUGAUUUUGGACCAGUAUUGAACGAAGAUUGUACGGUUGCGAUGAACGGUUGCUCAACUGUGAAGCGAAGUUUUAAAACCGCUCAAGUUACUUACGAUCUCACAAGAAAUGGUGCUCACUAUACGGGUACUAAAAAUGCUUGCCAGCUUUUGGAGAGCGUACACGGUGAAGUUCUUUCUAUCAUGGAUUCGAUCGGAGCACCUCAUCAUUGCCCUAUCAAAGAAGGCACCGUAUGCGCCGAAGGUAAACAAAUCAGCAUACGAAAACAUCGAAUCAAAUUACCCAUGAUGUCUGGAACAACCAAAGGUAAAAUGGAGAUCAAAACCAAUUCUGGCAACGCGUGCUUCGAGUUUUCCGCUUCUCUCAACAGAAGAUUAUUCUCCGGUUGAGACACACACGCGUGAAAUAUUAGCCCCCAUCAGGCUAAAUGCUGCGCCUAAACCUAUCAUCUAUUCUUAUUUCCUAUUUUGCUAUUUGCUACUUGCUAUUUCUACUCCUUAUCAUUACCCAUUUAUUACGAUGACUAUAAUAACGUCAAACGUAACAAUCGUGAUCGGAAAACAAACACACGCAAAUACUCGUAGUAGGUCUGUAGUAGGUAGGUAUAUUGCCCCGAGUGUUUCUAAACUCUAGAAAUAUUGAGGAAAAGUGAAAAUUCGCUGCUGUUGCUGCUGGCGCUGCUGCUGUGGCGUACAGCGGUACAGUGUACAGCUCGACUCGACGCGCCGCGCCGAUGCAAGGUGACUAAUUGCAGCAGCGAGCGUAUGAUAUCCAACCGGCCACCGCACCGCUAUAAAUCAUUUUCCAGCAACUCCAACGUCUCCAACCAAUAAGCCAACUACAAUUUAUUACCUCAUAACGCGUAACGCGACGCGCAUUUUCCAUCGCAUAACUUUUGCCAAGUACUCCGUACUCGUUUCGUGCCUCACAGACCAAUUCGUAAAAUUAGCUAAUCUUACUCGUAUAUACGAGUACGUAGAGGUAGACGUACAUUACAUACUCGUACCUCUACCUACCCUUAUUACUCGUACCCGUACCUGUACCUUUACCUACUACGAGUAUACUCGUACGUUUGUUUUGAAAAUCAGAUUUUUCAUUUUCACAGCAAUGAAUCCCAAAAGACGCUCAAUUCAUUUUUGCCAUCCAAUUUCAACGCUCCCGAAAAAAAUUGUAAAAAUUUUCUCCCACAGGGUUUGGCUGACUGAAAGUUACGUAAGUUUAUUUUUCUUAAGCCCUUCAACUAACCCUAUCAACUUUUUACUUUGACCCCUAUUCAAUUUGAGAAUACGUAGGUGCAGCAUUGAGCUUAUAAUAGUAUGUAAAAUCGGUUCUCAUACGUAUUAUGUAGAUUAAGUAACAGUAUGAGUAGGAAUACCAUAGGUACCUAGUUACCUACUCGUAUACCUAUUAUAGAUAAGUAGGUCCAGGUAGGGUGCCCAGAAAUAUCGAGCACCCCUAAUUGUAAGAAAGUUUUUCAUUAAAAAUAUAGGUUGGCAACGUGAAAUAGAUGCAUAUGAUUGGUGGAAUGUUAUCUCUCCAGUCCAACAACCAAUCAUGUGCUAUCAUUAUUACUCGUAUCAUUCACUGUGACCAACCAAAGUAUUUUAGUAGAAAACUUUUUUAGGGGUACUCGAUAUUUCUGGGCACCCUGUACACAUUUUUCUAUUAAGUAAUUUAUUGUUUGUUGUUUUUGUUAUUGUUGUUAUUGUUGUUGUCGUCGUCUAUUUGUUGUUGAUAUUGUAAUCAGUGAUAUACUGGGUAUUAAGCAUACAAUGUUCAUAUCUAUCAAAAUUAAUCUUAGUUUUUGUUUAAUUAUAAUGUAGUAAAAAGUUAGUAAAUUGAUUUGUUCAAAUGCA